AUGGGAACUUGCUAAGUUAGAGCACAGAAUAUCGAUAAAAAUAAAGAUGAUGAAGAUUAAAUCGAAACAACCUCACAACCAAAUAUUUAAUAAUUACAACUUACUCCUCUUGUCUGUAACAUAGUAGGGGAUUAGGAUAGAAUGGACGAUUUAUUCUUAGAUUUAGAAAGAUAACCCUCUUUAAAUCCUAUUUAACAGACCACAAAUCUAUAAGAAAAUGUAAAAUAAAUUAUUAUGGUAAGUUCCUUCUCUCAUCCAAGGGUUAAAUUACUCAUGAUCCUUAAUCUUAGACUUUAGACCAUGCAUAGCAAGCAAAUAAAUCACCGAAGAAAUCAAAAAACUUGAAUGCUAAAUUUAAAGAAAUGAUUUAUUGA
Paramecium octaurelia is the source of this 374-nucleotide messenger RNA. Lineage: Eukaryota; Ciliophora; Oligohymenophorea; Peniculida; Parameciidae. The record is from the annotation of a GenBank genome assembly.